AUUGGGGUUUGAUGCAACGAAUUCUCUCCUUAAUUUCACUGACAUGGAAGGCCACCGAAACCGUUAGGCUUCUCGAUAAAACAUUAAUGCAGUUGGCAGCCAUUGCACUUUUUGUAGGGUAGCGUUGUCAACAGUGAGCCUGCUGCGAGUUGGGUCAACAAUCCGCAAAUUUUAUUGUUUACGGAGGUUUCGACGGCCAACACGUUCGCAGAGAGCACGUCGGUGCGGUGCGCUGGGUACCAGGGCGGAGGCACUGGGGUCGGGUUUUAGCAACAAGUAGCCUUUUGGUUCAAGUUUGCGCUUAAAGAUGGGCUGCGCCGUGAGUUCGGCCGGCGAGAAGUUGGCCGCGGAGAGGUCCAAGAAGAUCGACAAGGACCUGCGGCUAGACGGGGAGCGCGCGGCCAGAGAAGUGAAGCUGCUUCUCUUGGGUGCUGGUGAAUCUGGUAAAAGCACAAUUGUGAAACAGAUGAAGAUAAUACAUGAAACAGGAUAUUCAAUGGAAGAGUGCGAGCAGUAUCGUCCAGUGGUGUACAGUAACACAAUUCAAAGCUUGAUGGCCAUAAUUCGAGCUAUGGGACAGUUGCGGAUAGACUUUGCUGACCCAGGAAGGACGGAACUUGCCCGCCAGUUCUUUACUCUUGCCAGUGAAGCAGGAGAAGGUGAACUGACUCCCGAGCUAGUUUUGCUGAUGAAACGUUUAUGGCAAGAUGCUGGUGUUCAGCUGUGCUUCUCCCGUUCAAGGGAGUAUCAAUUGAAUGAUUCUGCUGCAUAUUAUCUCAAUGCCCUCGACCGCAUCUCCUUGCCAAGCUAUGUACCCACUCAGCAGGAUGUAUUGCGCACAAGGGUAAAGACGACAGGAAUUGUUGAAACUCACUUUUCUUUCAAGGGACUCCAUUUCAAAAUGUUUGAUGUUGGUGGUCAGCGCUCAGAGAGGAAGAAGUGGAUCCACUGCUUUGAGGGAGUGACUGCCAUCAUUUUCUGUGUUGCUCUCUCAGGUUAUGAUUUAGUUCUGGCCGAAGAUGAGGAAAUGAACCGUAUGAUAGAGUCAAUGAAGCUCUUUGACUCCAUUUGCAACAGCAAAUGGUUUGUUGAAACCUCAAUUAUCCUCUUUCUAAACAAGAAAGAUCUGUUUGAAGACAAAAUUUCUAAGAGUCCGCUUACAAUCUGUUUCCCUGAGUAUACAGGGACUGAAACCUAUGAGGAGGCUGCCGCCUAUAUUCAGAUGAAAUUUGAAAAUCUUAAUAAGAGGAAGGACCAGAAAGAAAUUUACACACAUUUCACUUGUGCUACUGACACCAACAACAUCCAAUUUGUGUUUGAUGCUGUCACCGAUGUCAUCAUCAAGAACAAUCUUAAGGAUUGUGGCCUCUUCUAGUUCAUAGCUUAUAAGUGCAAAUUAAGCAUCAA
Messenger RNA from Frankliniella occidentalis (western flower thrips), 1407 nucleotides. RefSeq names its product guanine nucleotide-binding protein G(i) subunit alpha (gene Galphai). NCBI's taxonomy places the organism in Eukaryota, Metazoa, Arthropoda, Insecta, Thysanoptera, Thripidae. Bases 308 to 1375 code for a protein of 355 amino acids. Gene Ontology annotation, biological process: adenylate cyclase-modulating G protein-coupled receptor signaling pathway. The record is from RefSeq and is a predicted model, not a curated record. Gene Ontology annotation, molecular function: G protein-coupled receptor binding; G-protein beta/gamma-subunit complex binding; GTPase activity. Gene Ontology annotation, cellular component: heterotrimeric G-protein complex. The transcript has 8 exons.